Molecule: messenger RNA, 1530 nt
Organism: Lolium perenne
Lineage: Eukaryota; Viridiplantae; Streptophyta; Magnoliopsida; Poales; Poaceae
Source: RefSeq, a predicted model, not a curated record
CCCCACUCGACCCGUGGAAGAAUAUCCACGACACGCGACGGCGUGAGAGACAGACGACGGGGCGACGCGAAGACGACGACUCGGCGAUCUCGCCGGCGAAGGCGACGGCGACGGCGACGCGACGCCUUCCCCUCCACCGCCGGCUCUCUCUUCCGCCGGCGACGUUCUCCCCGAUCACACCUGCCCCUGUGAGAGUCGGAGAAGACGAGCCCCCUCCAUCCUGGGAUAUAGUUCCUGAUCCGGUCUUCGAAGCUUUGCAAUGGAUAUGAGCAUUAGAGAUCGUAUUAGGAAGAGGCGGGAGGAGGAUGACGAUGAUCUCAUGAUAUUAAUCAUCCCUGCUCUGCAUCAUUUGGGUUAUCUUGGAGGGAGGGUUGCUGAGCCACAACAUAUACCAUUGCUAACCGGGGCAGAAAAAGUCAAGGAGCUGCUUGAAGGCCCUGUCAAGAAAUGUAGGAUUGCAUUCAGAAUGGAGCCUUACAUUUUCAAAGCCUUGGCAAAUUAUCUUAGAAAGGAAAAGUUGGUGCGUGAUACUAGGAUCAAGGUUGAGGAAAAGCUAGGGUUCUUUCUAUAUAUGCUUAGCCACAAUGCAUCAUAUGGAGAUCUGCAAGUCUUCUUUGGGCAUAGCAACGAUACGUUCCAUAAUGUUAUGAAGCGGUUCUUCGAUAUUGUUGUCCCUGCCCUCAACUUGCGAUUUCUAAAGGCUCCUUCAAAUCAAGUACAUCCAAAAAUUCAUCAAGAUAACAGAUUUUAUCCUUACUUCAAGAAUUGCCUAGGCGCGAUUGAUGGAACCCACAUCCCCGUAUCUGUAUCACCAGAACAAGCCGCACCUUUCAGAAAUAGGAAAGGGACACUAAGCCACAAUGCGAUGGUAGUUUGCAAUUUUGAUCUGAACAUAACCUAUGUAUCUGCUGGAUGGGAAGGAUCAGCAACUGAUGCUAGGGUUCUUAGAUCUGCAAUGAACACACCUGUUGGGAAGUUUGAAGUACCUCCAGGAAAGUUUUAUCUAGUAGAUGGCGGUUAUGCCAACACAGCAUCCUUCCUUGCACCCUACCGUAAGGUGAGGUACCAUUUGAAGGAGUUCGGACAUGGACACCGGAGACCUCAAAACUACAAAGAGCUUUUCAACCAUCGCCACGCCGUCUUAAGGAAUCAUGAUGAAAGGGCGUUGGGUGUCUUAAAAAAGCGAUUUCCGAUCCUCAAAGUGGCGACCUUUCACAAAUUGGAGAACCAAGUAAAGAUUCCCUCGGCUGCUGCGGUUUUGCAUAACAUCAUUCGAUCAAUGAACGGAGAUGAGAAGUGGUUAGAUAACCAGCCAAAUAAUAUUGACCCAAUACAUUUUGUUGAUCUACCAGAUGGUGAUCAAGGAAAUGAUGAAGCAAAUAUCGAAGGCAACAACUUAAGAGACUCAAUAGCUCAUGCAAUGUGGGCUGAUUACCAGCAUCGUAGAAACUAGUGGGAUGUAAUAAGUGUCUCGUUUUAAUAUUCCUCGUGUUAUGAAUAUUGUAUGAUGAACAAGUGUUACAUUUGUUA